AUGCCGGUAAACUCAAGAUCUAGGUCGACAGUCAUUGCCAGCAGAAGCUCAAAGCGGACGAAGGUCCCUAUCAACCAAGAGGCACGACCUCAUUCAGCCAAGAAGUCGCCUGAAAUGCGUCUAUCGCCUGCCAAACCCCGCUCCUUCUACCUCAUUUCCGCCUCCCGUGACCACGUCAACUCGGGCCGCUCCCAGUCUAUUGUCCAGGCCAACCAUGGCAUCAAAGCGCCCCUGCAACGGAUGCGCCCACGGGACGGAGUCGUGUUCUACUCCGCACGUCAUCAGAUAAAGGGAAAGGAUCUCUGCCAGCGCUUCACCGCCAUCGCGACGGUAGAUUACGGAGAGCCAUAUCAGGAACAGGUAUCGGAAACGUGGAAGCCCUGGCGGCGGGAGGCGACGUAUGAGGAGGAUAGUCACGAGGUCGAUGUCAAGGAUGUGCUGGGGAAGUUGGGGUGUCUGGGCAGGGGCAAGGAAGGGUGGGGCGUGUAUCUGCGGAGAGGCUUUAUGCAAAUUGGACCAGAAGACUGGGAGGUAUUGCGGGACUCGAUGAUGGGUGAGGUCGGCAGGAACAAGCGAGUAAGGUGUAGUGAGGAACGGUCAGUGUAG
Messenger RNA from Cyphellophora europaea CBS 101466, 606 nucleotides. RefSeq lists its product as uncharacterized. The transcript has a single exon. The record is from RefSeq and is a predicted model, not a curated record. NCBI's taxonomy places the organism in Eukaryota, Fungi, Ascomycota, Eurotiomycetes, Chaetothyriales, Cyphellophoraceae. Bases 1 to 606 code for a protein of 201 amino acids.